Messenger RNA from Odobenus rosmarus divergens (Pacific walrus), 944 nucleotides. RefSeq names its product protein phosphatase 1, regulatory subunit 3D (gene PPP1R3D). The record is from RefSeq and is a predicted model, not a curated record. Lineage: Eukaryota; Metazoa; Chordata; Mammalia; Carnivora; Odobenidae. Gene Ontology annotation, cellular component: protein phosphatase type 1 complex. The transcript has a single exon. Gene Ontology annotation, molecular function: glycogen binding; protein phosphatase 1 binding. Gene Ontology annotation, biological process: regulation of glycogen biosynthetic process. The coding region runs from base 45 to 944 and encodes 299 amino acids.
GCCUCUCGGUUCCGCCUCCCCGUCGCCCGACGGCCGGCCGGGCCAUGUCCCGAGGCUGGGGCUCGGCGGCCCUGCCCUCCGCGCCGGGGUUCCGGAAGCCCGCCCCGCGGAGCCUCAGCUGCCUCUCAGACCUGGACGGCGGCGCCGCCCGGGAGCCGCAGCCCUGCAGGCCCCCCGGGAGCCCGGGCCGCGCGCCACCUCCACCGCCGGAGCCGUCAGGCUGCGACCCCGGCCUUCGGCCCAUCAUCCUGCGGCGGGCGCGCUCGCUGCCCAGCUCGCCCGAGCGCCGCCAGAAGGCCGGGGGCGCGCCCGGAGCCGCUUGCAGACCAGGCUGCAGCCGGCAGCUCCGCGUGCGCUUCGCGGACGCGCUGGGCCUGGAGCUGGCGCAGGUCAAGGUGUUCAACGCGGGCGACGACCCGUCGGUGCCGCUGCACGUGCUGUCGCGCCUCGCCAUCAACUCGGACCUGUGCUGCAGCAGCCAGGACCUGGAGUUCACCCUGCGGUGCCUGGUGCCCGACUUCCUGCCGCCCAUCGAGGCCGCAGACUUCGGCGAGCGCCUGGGUCAGCAGCUCGUCUGUUUGGAGCGCGUCACCUGCUCGGACCUGGGCAUCAGCGGCACGGUGCGCGUGCGCAACGUGGCCUUCGAGAAGCAGGUGGCGGUGCGCUACACCUUCUCAGACUGGCAGAGCGCGCAUGAGGCGGUGGCCCGGUGGCGCGGGGCUGCGGGCUCCGAGGGCACAGAGGACGUCUUCGCCUUCGGCUUCCCGGUGCCGCCCUUCCUGCUAGCGCUGGGCUCGCGCGUGCACUUUGCUCUGCGCUACCGAGUAGCGGGCGCCGAGUACUGGGACAACAACCAUGGCCGAGACUACAGCCUCACGUGCCGCAACCAUGCGCUGCACAUGCCUCGCGGGGAGUGCGAAGAGAGCUGGAUCCACUUCAUCUGA